AAACACCAAAUACAGAUACAUUUUGCAUCUCCACAUUUGAUCCCUUUUAGUUCUAUUAAAUUUUUAGACCAAACAUAUCGCCAGCCCCUUAAAAAGUGCAAAAAAAUGGAUUUUUAAAACAGGGGACAAUAGGCUAAAAUAUAUUUAGUAGAGAGCCAGAGGCAAAAAAAUCUUCCAGAGUCAUUUUGAUCAUCUCAAACUCAAUGUAAAGAUAACAUCACUUGCCACCAUCAUCUUCCCCCAACACCAAUGUUGCUUCCUUUCUGCAACUUCCAUCCCUUAAACCCUUCUAAAACCCUCUUAACAAACCCUUCACCCUCUCUUUCCCUGAAACCCUUCACCGUUUUUGCCACUUCCCCUAAUACUGAAGCUGCUUUACCUGAAUCCGCCAUUAAAAGAAUCUCAGAAAAACUCCGUAGCCUCGGCUUUGUUCAAGAACCCCAAGUUCAAGAAACCCCACAAAGUUCUUUCGGUCCAAACCCCACUGUUAACUCACCUGGUCAAAUUUUUGUUCCUUUGCCUGCUCAAUUACCCAAGCACCGUGUGGGUCAUACGCUUGAUACCAGCUGGAGUACACCCGAAAACCCGGUACCACAGCCUGGUUUAGGGGAGUCUAUACAGAAGUUUCAUGAACUGAGGGAUGGGUUCUUGAAGGAGAAGGAGAAGGAGAGGUUGAGGAAUAAGGAGGAGAAGAAAGAGAGAGCGCCGAGUUUAGCUGAGCUGACAUUGAAAGCUGAGGAAUUGAGUAGGUUGAGGACAAUUGGAAUUGCGAUAAGGAAAAAGUUGAAGAUUGGUAAAGCUGGAAUUACUGAGGGGAUUGUGAAUGGUAUUCAUGAAAGAUGGAGGCGUACCGAGCUUGUUAAGAUUACGUGUGAGGAUAUAUGUAGGUUGAAUAUGAAGAGGACUCAUGAAUUGUUAGAGAAAAAAACUGGAGGUUUGGUUAUCUGGAGGUCUGGAAGUAAUAUAAUUUUGUAUAGAGGAGCUGAUUACAAGUAUCCAUAUUUCUCUGGAAGUAGCUUCGAGAAUAAUAGUGCGCAAGAUGCUACUCCUGACUUGUUCACGGGUGCGGAAGAGCAUAUGAGUAACUCAUCUGGCAUGGAUGCGGUAAAAUCUGAUGCAUUGGACAGAAAAUCUUCUCCACGUGUAAUCCAGGGUGUAGGUUCUCCAGACAGAGUUCGAUUUGAAUUGCCUGGAGAGGCAGCGCAUACUGAAGAAGCAGACAAGUUGCUGGAAGGACUUGGCCCUCGCUUUACUGAUUGGUGGGGUUGUGAGCCAUUGCCUAUCGAUGCAGAUCUUUUGCCAGCUAUAGUCCCCGGGUACAAGAAACCUUUCCGUCUACUUCCAUAUGGAGUGAAGCCUAAAUUGACAAAUGAUGAAAUGACAACACUGAGGAGACUUGGUCGACCUUUGCCUUGUCAUUUUGCAUUAGGUAGAAACAGAAAACUCCAAGGAUUGGCUGCUGCAAUUGUGAAGCUUUGGGAGAAAUGUGAAAUUGCAAAAGUUGCCGUUAAGAGAGGAGUUCAGAACACUAACAGUGAACUGAUGGCGGAAGAGCUUAAGUGGCUGACUGGAGGAACCUUGCUCUCUAGGGAUAGGGAAUUUAUUGUCUUCUACCGUGGGAAGGACUUCCUUCCCUCUGCAGUCUCUUCAGCAAUAGAAGAACGAAGAAAGCAAAUCAUUGAAGAGGAAAAGAGGAGUGGUAUUAAUUCAUCAGUAGCAAAUGCUAAGGAAAGGAAACAAUCCGCAACGGGAAGUGUUUCUGAUGAUGGACAUGCCAACAGAAAUAACCAGAAAGCUGACCUAGAAAAAAAGAAACUUACUUCCAUGGAAGCUGCCAUCAAGAGAACUGUAGAUAAAUUAACCACUGCAUUGGAAAAGAAAGCCGAGGCAGAGAAGCUUCUUCUGGAGCUUGAGGAGGAUGAGGUGCCACAACAAUCUGAUAUGGAUAAAGAGGGAAUAACUGAAGAAGAAAGAUACAUGUUGAGGAAGAUUGGCUUGAGAAUGAAGCCUUUCUUACUUCUUGGUAGGCGAGGAGUCUUUGAUGGAACAGUCGAGAACAUGCACCUUCAUUGGAAGUAUAGGGAAUUGGUAAAGGUAAUAACCGGGAUGAAAAAUAUUGAAGAGGUCCACCAAAUUGCUAGGAUGUUGGAAGCAGAAAGUGGGGGAAUACUAGUUGCCAUUGAGAGAGUUAAUAAGGGUUAUGCGAUCAUUGUUUACCGAGGAAAGAACUAUGAAAGGCCUGCUUCUUUGAGGCCUCAGACUCUUCUAAGUAAAAGAGAAGCAAUGAAGCGCUCUAUCGAGGCUCAGCGACGUCAGUCGCUGAAAUUACAUGUCUUAAAGCUUACGCAAAAUAUAGAGGCUUUGAAGUCACGGUUGGCCAAAAAUGAGGAGAUGAUUCAUAUUCAAUCCCCGGAUAUAGUUGAUAAGCAAGUACCUGUGACGGGACUAUCUGAUGCUGCAGGCGGAACUAACUACCAGCCUAGUUUAGCAAGUCCCUGCACUUCUGAGGAUUCCGAGGAUGUUGCAGAAGACACUGACCCCAAUUGUCCAAACGAAUUACCAAGUGAUUCCUCGGACACUGACCACAGUUCUCAGCAAGAUAUUCCAAGUGAUUCUUCUUUCCAAUAUGAGAGCAAGGCUGCGGCUAUGUAUGAUACAACUCAACCUCAACAUCAAUCCAUUUCAUCAACCAAAGAAUCAAAAAGUAUGUUCAAUGUGAAUGUGGACAAAAAAGUAUUUGGAAGUGCAGUGGGUGAAUUUGUUUCCACGUCUUUCAAGGAAGAAGUUAAGAUCCACUUUUCCGAGACCAAAAGUUUCAGCAAACCUCAGGAAGUUGACAAUAAAAAAGAGGUCUCUCAAGUUGAUUCUGUAAAACCGCAACAAGAACUUAGAUCCACCCGGAGUAGGUCCGAAGGGAUGUCUCCCAAAAAAAUACAACUUUCCAAUAGGGAGAGGCUGCUUCUCAGAAAACAAGCCCUCAAGAUGAAGAAGCAACCAGUGCUUGCUGUUGGGAGGAGCAAUAUUGUUACCGGAGUUGCCAAAAAUAUCAAAGAACACUUCAAGAAGUAUCCUCUUGCGAUUGUGAAUGUCAAAGGGCGGGCAAAAGGGACUUCAGUUAGGGAGGUGGUUUUUAAGCUGGAGCAAGCUACAGGUGCUGUUCUUGUUUCUCAAGAACCAAGCAAAGUCAUAUUGUAUAGAGGUUGGGGAGCAGGUGAAGAGCGCGCUUCUUCUAAUGGUAAUGGCACCAGGGAUUCGAGAAACAUCAGAGAGCACAAGGAACUGCUGGCAAUAUCUCCUGAACUAUUUUCAGCAAUCAGGCUUGAAUGUGGUUUACAAUCUGACAAUGAAAUGGAGGUUGCUUCAUAGGCUACAACCUUGGUUCAAGUGAAGCUGCCAACUGGUUUCGUUAGGGUCAAAAGUUUUGAGCUCUCGUCUAACAACCCUUUCGUGCCCCCCAACGAUGGUCUCUGAGUUGUCUUUCCGUGCAUCUGACAACUGCACGCGGCUCACCAAAUUCCAUGCACUAAAGCUGAAUUUUAAUAUGAGGCUUUAAUUUUUCUUUUUCUUUUUCUUUUUUUCUAAAAAAGAACGAAAAAAACUUCAUGUCGUUGCUUGCUUAGAUGAAAGGAGAAAAUGAGAAGGCAUUAUUUGCUUCA
Capsicum annuum is the source of this 3656-nucleotide messenger RNA. Its product is annotated as CRM-domain containing factor CFM2, chloroplastic. The record is from RefSeq and is a predicted model, not a curated record. Gene Ontology annotation, molecular function: mRNA binding. Gene Ontology annotation, biological process: RNA splicing, via transesterification reactions. The transcript has 12 exons. The coding region runs from base 250 to 3366 and encodes 1038 amino acids. NCBI's taxonomy places the organism in Eukaryota, Viridiplantae, Streptophyta, Magnoliopsida, Solanales, Solanaceae.